Molecule: messenger RNA, 2109 nt
Organism: Peniophora sp. CBMAI 1063
Lineage: Eukaryota; Fungi; Basidiomycota; Agaricomycetes; Russulales; Peniophoraceae
Source: the annotation of a GenBank genome assembly
AUGGACGCGUCCUCACUCCCGUCCUCGUCCUCUCUACUACCUACUAAUACGCCUCCACACCAUCACGAGGACGUAGAGCCAGCCAUGAGCGCCCUCGACGCGUUCGCCACUUACGGCGGGCUCACCCGACCGCUGACGCCGCAGGAGGUAGACAGACUUUCGUCCCUCGAGCGUCUCAAGAUCUUCCUCGCCACCGCACCCGCCGCCUGGUCAUCCUCUUCGGCACCGCCCACGUUGCAGCAUCCCGCACUCAACCGUUUCUUACUGCCCAAUGGCGAGCACGUGUCCUGUGUUCUCUGGGGCGGCCUGUACCACAUAACGGGCACGGACAUUGUUCGCGCACUCGUAUUUCGCUUCGAGGCGUUCGGCCGACCAGUUCGCAACAUGAAGAAGUUCGAGGAGGGCGUCUUUUCCGAUCUCCGGAAUCUCAAGCCGGGCGUCGACGCGUGCUUGGAAGAACCCAAGUCUCCCUUUUUGGAUCUUCUCUUCAAGUACCAGUGCAUCCGCACACAAAAGAAGCAAAAGGUCUUUUACUGGUUCUCGGUCCCGCACGACCGCCUCUUCUUGGACGCCCUCGAGCGCGACCUCAAGCGCGAGAAAAUGGGUCUCGAGCCCACCACGGCAGUCAGCGCCGAGCCGGCGAUGAGCUUCACGUAUGACCCCAAGCGUACGCUCUUUGACCAGUUCGCCAACAAGUCCUCCCACGCUGCCGGCCCCGAUGAUGGCUCCUCCGCAUCCAACUCGCCCGCUUCUUCGGCACACGCCGAGCUUCCUUCAACCUCCGGCUCCAGCGGACCGGGCCCGCACCCAGCGUUCCUGCACAUGUUCUCGCUUUUUGAGGGCUCACCGUCGUACAAGACCCGGCGCCGGCGUCAACCUAAAGCUCGCCGUUCUGAGCCCGGCUCUCCCGCUUACCAGCAGCACAGGUAUCUCGACGAGUCACAGGUCAGGCCAAGCGUGGGACAUUCGCUUGGCUUGAAUCUCAGUGCAGGCGACCAGUUCCUCGCUCAGGCUAACCCGCUCCCUCGUGCGGAGGCCCCGACUCAGAGCCAGAGCAGGCCGCGCUAUCUCCCUGCUCUCGACUCGUUGCCUACGCGUGGCCACUCUUUCCCCAUAUACGCUCCUCGUGUACCUUCAGGUCUACAGUCCAACGCGGCAUAUGCUCCCGCGCCUUCUUCGUCCACGACGGCGCCAGGCAUGAUCCGAGCGUACCAGUGCCCGCUCUUUACAUGUGCCCGCCUGUUCAAGCGCAUGGAGCACCUGACUCGCCACGUCCGCACACAUACGCUCGAGCGUCCUUUCCCUUGUCAACGUUGCCCGAAGCGUUUCGCGCGUCAGGACAACCUUCGCCAACAUCUCCGCGUACAUGAACGCUCUGAUAACGGCCUUGGCCUGAUCAACGCUCAUCUCGACUCGGAGGGCGGUGAGGACGACGAGCUCCUUGACAUGGGUGCUAUUCGAUCCAUCGAAAUGCACCUUGGCGACAGGGAGAUUGGCGAGGGUGGUCUUACGCCGCCGCCAAGCGCUCAGCCGGAGUUCUUCACGAUGCCUUCCAACUGGGGAUCUACAACCAACACGGGUUCACCAGCUCCGUACUCGCAGCCUUCGCCCCCGCCUUACGGUCACGCUCAAAGUCAGUCGUACACCGCGUCACCUGCGCCGUACUCCGCUCCACUGUACCCCAGCCACGCGCAGUCCGUGCCGGUGUACGGGCUUGAGCCUUCAAGCGGCCCCAUAAGGAGACACCGUAGCGCGACGCCGACAAUCACGCGCCCUAGCACCGGUUUCCAUCCUUACGCUGCGGCUUACGCCGCAGGCGCCGAGGGCAUCAGCUCGAGCAGGAGCAGUCCGGCCGGCUACAGCGUUCCGUUGGGUAGCGAGUUCGCCUACGCGCCCGUCUCGGUUCCUGGCCCUUCUUCGUAUGAGAGCGCGGGCGGUUACGAGGUUCAAUCGAGCGCUGGCCCCGCGUACGAGUACGAGGGACAAGCUGCGCCGGUGCAGUAUGGCUACCCGGUCCCGACGGGUACAUCAGCGCCCGCGACGGCUACGCAACCAGGGUACUUCGAGCAGGGUUCGCAGGGCUUCUACGAGAGUGGAAUGGUCAUGUAG